Molecule: messenger RNA, 327 nt
Organism: Aspergillus heteromorphus CBS 117.55
Lineage: Eukaryota; Fungi; Ascomycota; Eurotiomycetes; Eurotiales; Aspergillaceae
Exons: 2
Coding region: 1-327 (108 amino acids)
Source: RefSeq, a predicted model, not a curated record
AUGCCCAUCUUCCCUACAAUCUGCCUGCUCCUCUCCCUCAUCUUCCUCGCGUGUCUGCACCACCGCGCCAUCCGAUCCUACUUUGCCCCGCAGCACGCACCCUACACCCGUCUGGAUCACCACAGCGAGGAAUUCCCCUCCGAGCCAUCAAACCCCACGUCCCCGCUCGCAAAGUACUUCGAUCCGACUACCGACCUACUACGCAGCCAUAUCCUGGAACCGCCGUCUCCGUGUCUCCCUCUCUGGGAAGAGGAUAUCGAGGAAGAGGGAUGGGUGGAUCGGGCGGUGGAUCGGGUGGUUGGAUGGGUUAUUGUCCGGGUGCAUUGA